GUGGGAUGUUAUUAAGCCUCUUCCAACUACUACUGUUUGAAUUUGGCCUCUCAGGACAGUCAGACAUCCAAAUCUAGGAUUUAUGGCCCUCGGGACAUCGUCAAGGGACGGAAGCAGGACCAACCAAAGAAAAUGUCCCAGCGGGCAGAUUCCCCAGAAUGUGGAGGGGUUGUGGUUGAGCUGGAGUCGGACGACAUCCGUAGUGCGAGAACCAGGAGAAUACGAAGAAUUCCAGGUUCAGCACUGAUCUACUUCAGAGGACCCAAGUUUCUGAUCUACGUCAGCGGAGCGUUGUCCAUGUGGGGCGACCGCAUGUGGCACUUCGCCAUCUCCGUCUUCCUGAUCGAGCUCUACGGCCGAAACCUGCUCCUGACUGCCGUGUUUGGGUUGGUAGUGGCUGGGUCGGUGCUGCUACUCGGAGCUCUGAUUGGAGACUGGGUCGACCGCAAUCCCAGGAACAAAGUUGCACACGCCUCUCUUUUCAUUCAGAAUAUCUCUGUGACAGUGUGUAGCAUUGUGCUCAUGUUGGUCUUCUCAUAUAAGCAAAGGAUCGAGCACGUCUGGGACGGAUGGCUUACUGUGGUUUGUUAUACGGUGGUGAUCAUCCUGGCAGAUGUGGCAAACCUCGCAAGCACAGCCUUGACCAUUGCCAUUCAGAGGGACUGGAUCGUGGUUAUCACGGGCUACAACCGCGGCCACCUGGCGGGGAUGAAUGCGACCAUGCGGCGGAUCGAUCAGGUGACUAACAUCCUGGCGCCGCUGGCGGUGGGACAGGUCAUGACACUUGCCUCGAACGUAGUGGGCUGUGGCUUCAUUCUGGGGUGGAACCUUGUCUCUCUCAUCGUGGAGUUCUUCUUCCUGUCGCGAGUUUACCGCAUCGUCCCGGCUCUGUCGGUCAAGCCCCCAGGGGUGGAGGAGCACCUGGAAACACAAGGGACACAAGGUCAGACCGGGGACUCGAGGUUAACACACCCGCCGACGGCACGCAGCCUCGGCCUGCAGCUCAAAGAGGUCACAAACCUGCCGCUGUGCUUCCAGAAGCUUUGCAAGCUGGUGAACACCUGCAAGGACGGAUGGCAAGCGUACUACAGGCAGCCGGUGUUCCUGGCGGGAAUGGGCCUGGCUUUCCUUUACACCACGGUCCUGGGAUUCGACUGCAUCACCACCGGCUACGCCUACACUCAGGGCAUCAGCGGGUCCCUCCUCAGUCUGCUGAUGGGGGUGUCGGCCAUCACCGGACUGAUGGGAACCGUCAUGUUCACCAAACUGAGAAGAGCCUACGGCCUGGUGAACACCGGCAUCAUCUCCAGCUGCCUCCACCUGGGCUGCCUGCUGCUGUGCGUGUGCUCCGUGUUCGCUCCCGGCAGCCCCAUGGAUCUCAGCCUGCUGGUGCCAGACGCCAGCUCCAACUCCUCCAGCGAGCUGGGCGGGAUGGCAAGCCAGAGACAGAAACACACGCUGCCUCUGAGGGGCAGCACUAACCAGCCGCUGCUCCCCGACCGCUCCUCCAUCCACUGGACCAACAACACCGUACUGUUCGACAACGUGCCCACUGGUACGGCGCCCGAGUCUUACAUCUCCAUUAUUCUGUUGUUUUUGGGUGUCAUCACUGCGCGCGUCGGUCUGUGGUCCUUUGACCUGACCGUGACGCAGCUCCUGCAGGAGAACAUCUGCGAGUCGGAGCGAGGCGUGAUAAACGGGGUCCAGAGCUCCAUGAAUUACCUGAUGGACCUCCUCCACUUCAUCAUGGUCAUCUCCGCACCGCAGCCACAGCACUUCGGCGUCCUGGUCCUCAUUUCUGUCCUGUUCAUCACCACCGGACACACCAUGUACUUCCUGUACGCUCACAGAACCAAGAGGAAAUGCCACCGGGACACAUAGACGCCUGUAAAUAUGAAACUCCUGACUCAGUCAUUUCAGCACUACACACCGACUCAGCACCAAGCUAGUACUCUGAUGAAGUCGGGAUAAACCGGGAUCAACCACGUUCAGAGCUCCACCAACUGUCUUCAGCUGCAGACCUUCUGCCAGCCUCUUCUUAACUAGGUGAUUUUGUUUGACAGGUUUUUUUUCGAAUGACCCAAAGAGAAAGAGAUUUUUGAGGGAAACAAAAAUGUGGCGCUGAGUUGCUGAUCCGUCCACUUGGAAAUAGUCCAGACAGGAGCACAAAGGGAACGUGACAACGGAAAAUCAACACAAGACACCAAAGAAAAGGGCCUCCUGCCAUUUAAACAGAAAACCCUGGGUUGUUUCUCUGUGGAUGAAUCACGCAAACUCAAUUUGUUUUCACCAAAAACACCAUUCAGGGAUGUCACGGACGGCUGGUUCAAUUGGCUUGGGAAUUGAGAUCUGAUUUUUUGCCAUGAGCGAGUGAUUUCAGUAGCUUUUUAGAAACUCUAGUUACAGAAAGUUUGUGAUACGUUUGACAUUACAAAACGUCCAUGAACGCGACGGGCAGCAUUGGGCUGACUUCUGUUCAGACUUGUGUA
Messenger RNA from Synchiropus splendidus (mandarinfish), 2489 nucleotides. Its product is annotated as solute carrier family 40 member 1. Gene Ontology annotation, biological process: iron ion transmembrane transport. Gene Ontology annotation, molecular function: iron ion transmembrane transporter activity. NCBI's taxonomy places the organism in Eukaryota, Metazoa, Chordata, Actinopteri, Syngnathiformes, Callionymidae. The transcript is spliced from 9 exons. Gene Ontology annotation, cellular component: membrane. The coding region runs from base 133 to 1881 and encodes 582 amino acids. The record is from RefSeq and is a predicted model, not a curated record.